Molecule: messenger RNA, 1533 nt
Organism: Aspergillus nidulans FGSC A4
Lineage: Eukaryota; Fungi; Ascomycota; Eurotiomycetes; Eurotiales; Aspergillaceae
Product: protein CYP647A1
Exons: 3
Coding region: 1-1533 (510 amino acids)
Biological process (GO): secondary metabolic process
Cellular component (GO): membrane
Molecular function (GO): heme binding; oxidoreductase activity, acting on paired donors, with incorporation or reduction of molecular oxygen; iron ion binding
Source: RefSeq, a predicted model, not a curated record
AUGUCGACAGCCUGGACCAACUCAUGGAUCGCUAUAGCAGUCACCACAUUCCUUGUAGCUGUGUUCGUGCUGCUCUACUCCGCGCCUCAAUCUGAGAUAGACAUUCCGCUGGUUCGAGAUAGAGGCAGAAAACGAUUUAGGACGUCAACAUUCGUAUCGUAUUUAUUCAAUGCGAAUGAUAUCCUUCAAGAGGCAUACGACACGUAUCUGAAGCACGGCAAAACAUGUCGAGUCCCUGACAAGAGUCUGGGCACUAUGAUCCUAAUCCCAAACCGCUACAUGAAGUGGAUGCUAUCACAGCCAACGGGUGUGCUUAACUCGUACGAAGCCAUCGCGGAGAUCGUCCAGGCUAGAUGGACGCUUGGCGAUACACGUUACCUCUCAGACGAUUGGCAUCUUAACAUGCUCAGAGACGCUCUGCGACCAUUGAGCAAGUCUGGCAUUGUUGAGUUUCAGGAGGAAUUAGAGCGCAGUAUGGAAGAUGUCUUGGGCAAUGACCAUGUGAACUGGAAGGAUGUCAAUCCAACCAUAGCGACGAAGAGAAUCAUACUACAAGCCACCACGCGCUAUCUUGUUGGAUCACCUCUGUGCGCCGAUGAGCAGUUCCUCCGAUGGAUCUUGAUCUUCAUCGAAUGGAUCACUCCCGUCGGGGAGCUGCUGCGCCUGACGCCCCGAGGGUUGCGCUCGGUCGUCGGCCACAUUUUCUCCAUACCGCGUUUUAUAGUGAUCCAGAAGCUCAAGGCCAUCUUGCGGCCACAGUAUGAUAAGCGUCUCAGUUUCAUACGCUCUGGCCAGUCUCCCGAAGAUGGACCGCAAGAUCUCCUUCAGAUGAUGAUGCGGGAUCUGUACGAACGCAAUAGCACAGACCUAAACCUUCAUUUCAUCACUAUCAACGUCCUAGUCUUCGUCAUAGCCGCCGUUGUUCAGACCUAUAUGCUUGCGCCCAGCGUCCUAUACGAUAUUCUCGAGUCUAACGCCGAGUACAAUACAAUCUCCAAGCUUCAAGAGGAACUGGUCUGCGUACUUGGAGAGCCAGCCCAAGGCCAGCGCUGGUCCCAAAACGAGGCGAGGCAGAUGGCCAAACUUGACAGUGUUUUGCGCGAAUCUCUAAGGACCAACACCCUUGUCAGCCAAACCAUGCCGCGAAAGGUCAUGGUGGAUAGCCUACAGACGCCGGAUGGAAUCACGCUUCCUCGGGGCGCAACAGUGGCACUGCUCGCACGAGCCGCCCAGACUGACCCAGAUAUCUAUCCCAACCCGAACAAAUUCAUCCCUUUCCGCCAUGCCGUUCCAGGCGGGAAACAAUUCGCCGCCACGGGAGAGAAUUUCCUGGCUUUCGGGCACGCGAAGCACGCGUGCCCUGGACGGUUUCUCGUGUCUGUUGAGUUGAAAAUGUUGGUUGCACAUAUACUGAGACACUAUCACAUCGAGCUGCCGGCUGAGUACGGUGGUAAACGGCCAAAGGCAGUUUGGUUUACUGACUUGAAUUUACCGCCGCAGCAUGGAGUAAUCAGGGUGAAGAGAUGUGUAUAA